This is a messenger RNA of Agrilus planipennis (emerald ash borer), 4874 nucleotides long. Its product is annotated as pancreatic triacylglycerol lipase-like. Gene Ontology annotation, molecular function: triacylglycerol lipase activity. The coding region runs from base 2979 to 4715 and encodes 578 amino acids. Gene Ontology annotation, biological process: lipid metabolic process. The transcript is spliced from 9 exons. The record is from RefSeq and is a predicted model, not a curated record. NCBI's taxonomy places the organism in Eukaryota, Metazoa, Arthropoda, Insecta, Coleoptera, Buprestidae.
AUAAAAUAUGUGUAUGUAUUGUAUUUCGCGGUCAUCAUUUAUUUCGAUGCUCAUUUAUCACUUCAUUCAUUUACACUCAUUCAAUAAGCAAAGGGAAAACAAAAAAACGAAUCAAAGAUCUUCGAUUGAAGCUAAGUAAGUAAACGUGAAUUGAUCUGUUCAUCACUGUUAUACAAAAAAAUAUAACAAUAAUAAAUCUACUACUACUACUCUAUCGACAAUAUAACAUUACUUAUCGUUAGUAAUGCAUGUUUUCGUAUUAAUUAAAUUAGAUGAUUCUUGCUUACUUAGCUUCUAGAUAAAUUUAAUCAAUAGUUCUACAUGAAGAACAGUGAAACAGCAUAAAAAGGAUUAUUUACUUUUUUCUUUUUUUUUUUUCACAAAAAAUUAAUUUUUUUAUACGAAGUGCAACACUGUUCUUUUGUAGAUGCAUUAAAAAGUAUAGCGUAGAUACAAAUGAAGACAUUUUAUACAUUUUAUCUGUCUCAAGUAAAAGUUUACGUUUAGAGAUGAAUGUUUUCAUAUACAAAACAUGGGGGCCAAAAACUGUCUAAGUAAACGUAAUUUUUCGUUUUUGUGAACAAACGCUGUUGUUAUUUUGGAAUAUUUUUGUUGUUAUUAAAUUCUGAUUCGAACUAUUUUUGUGUACUACGUAAAGAAAGCGAUUUUGAGUGUUGGUAAGUUUAAGAUGUGACAUGUUCAUCUCUGAGGGUAAAUGUUCUAUGUAUAUUCUGAUCAGCAUAUCAGUUAUUCGUAAUGGUUGUUUCUUAUAGCGUGCAUAGAACGCUAUAUUUGUACAUUAUUACAUUAGAUCGUAAUUAUGACUGUUUUAAAUGGAAUAGAAGAGUUGUUGGCAAAAAAGAAACAGGUCUGAAAUUAACUAACAAUUGUUUCUUGCUUCAUAAUUAUUUAAGGAGUAUUUUUCGAUGAAAAGGCUAAGGCUUUCACGGCCGGCGUUAUCUGAAGUGAAUCAUUUGGGCUUGAUAGCCGGGGUUCAAUUGGUUCAUCUCCUACCGUGAGUCUACUGAUGGAGUCGUUUCGUAAAAUCCUUUACACUCUUCUGGUACCUUCUCUGAGGAUGCCAAGCACAGCAGCAGGCGAAACGUGAGAUACACGACCCCAUCAGUGGACUCACUAAGGGUGGGGAGCCAAUACUGGAUCUUGACCAUCAUCAAGUUCAAAUAUCGAAGCUUCUUUAGAGUAUUUUUCGUUCAAAUUUUGGUUAAAAAUUUAGUCUAAUGUGUUUAGUAACAUAUGCCCCAUAACUUUUAAAAAAAUAAAAAAAGUACCGGUUGAGGUGCCAAAUUAUAGUAUAUAUACAAUCAUAUUAAUGUAUAGUAAAAUCGUUUUUUUCAUAUUAAGGACCAAUAAUCAGCAAAAUAAAUAAAAACGUCCACUUAGCCCAGGGCAAGACCAAUUUACUUACAGGGCAGUGGACUGACUUGUGGUCAUUCAGAACAGAGAAAGAAAAGCUAUUUCUAACUAAUUUUACUACAUAAGAGCAAUAUGAAGAAAUGUGCUAAUUUCAUUUAAAACAGUCUUUCUUAGACUGGGUGCUGCUAUGCCAUUGCAAUGCAACAUAGAUAAAACAAAAUUUGUUCAUGUUAUCAGAUGUUUGUUGAUUCACGGGGCUUUAUAGUGUUCACUGAGAACUGCAAAUGUGAUCGACUUAAAACUUACAUAUUAUAUGCAACGAAUAUACAAGGUUAACGUAGGGUAGUUACAAGUGUACUCACCGAUUUUCAUAAAUUUUAAGCUAAAAAUUAAUUAAUUAACGCAUAAAAGACAUUUUGCUUACUCAUGUUAUUGCUGAACAGUGAUAACCGAGGGAAGGUGCUUACCUACAACCAUGAACGACACGAAAAUUGAAAAAAAAAUACUUUGUAUAAGGCGUUUUUUUUUAUUUGUAUAUAUAUUUUGGAAAUUUUUGCAUAUAUGCCGUUAUUCUCGGUUAUCACUUGAUAAAUACAUAAAUAGUUAACUAGUUGUACUUAAGAUUGAAAUUUGUAUACUUGUAGGUAAUGUUAUCCCUCGUCAAUAUUUGCUAGUGAUGCUGUUUAGUACUAAAUAGUCACCUACCUACACACCCUAAUUUACCAGAUUUUUCGUACCAUUUGGUAUAUCGUAUUAAUAAUAAUAAUUAUUAUUGUACUAUUCGUUACAUUGAAGUGAUUCAUUUUGUCAAAGCAUAAAUAGAAAAAUUGAUAUCUUGCAAAAUGACACAUAAAUUUGUUGUUGUACUUCUACGUAUAUAUUUAUUUUAUCGUUUAUUAUGAAUAAUAAACCCAUUGCAUAUUAGAAAACGCGGAAUUCUAUUUAUUAUUCCUAAUGAUGUUAAUUAAAAUUUUCCUAUGAUUUUGCAACAUUACACAAAUGGCAUUUUAAACUAUUCUUUCGCAAUUUUCAGAGCAACUUUAUUUUUCCUAUAAUAUUGCACGUAAAUUAUUUAAAUAUAUGGUCUGCAAAUUUUGAUAUUGGUAUCUUUUGAUCAUAAAUCAAAAAGCAUCUAUGUACUUAAAGUUAAAUUACCACCUCUGGUCUCUUACUUUUAAAUUCCGCUAUUCCUUUUUUGGACCCCUAAUUUUAAUGAAAAUGUUUAAAAACUUUUCAUCUACUAUAAGAUAGAUAGGGACACUUCUGCCUAAUUUAAAAAUAAGUAUGAAACCAUAGUAAAAAACGACGAAAACAUUAUUAAACUUACGAUUUCAUUAAUUUACACUAUAAAAAUAUGAAAUAUGUGGACACUGUGGUCUCUAAAAUGGCAUCACAGCUCUGAAAUCAAGCAGAAAAUCUUAAAAAUACAGCUGUUUAAGAGGAAAAUCUAGACAUAACAUCAUUGUUUGUAUAUACAUACAUACAUUAAUUAUCUCAAGCCAAUGGUAUAAAGCACAAAUAAAUUUGCGUCAUUAAGGAAGUAUUUAAAACGGGGUGCCUAAGAAAAGCCGCACAACGGUCGAAGAAAGUUUAUUUGUUGACAUAUGACCUUCUUGGACUUUGUGGCCUGUGAUAAGAGUCCGUUGGUUACACAAAUCUCGUUGAAAAUUUUCGAUAUCCGGGUCAAGUUCUCCGUUAAAUUGAAAAAAAAAAUUGUGCGGGAAUUAAGGCGACAGUGCAACAAGUAUGCAAAAAUGGCAGGGAAUGCUUCAGUUUUUUUGCAAAUGAUAAUGUACGUGACUAAUCAAAGUGCCAUUCAGGAUGAUCUUCAAUCAUCUUACAACGUUUACUUAAUGGAAAUUGGGAAAGAAAUGAACAAAACAACAUGUAUUGGGAGCUAUGGUUGUUUUAAUUUAAGUGCUCCCUGGACUUCAAUACAUCGUCCUGUAUCUCUAUUUCCUGAAAAUUUUGAGCCUAAUUACUUUAUCUACGAUCGUCAACAUGUAGAUAAACCGAGACUUUUGGAUUUAGAAGAUUAUAUGUUUGUGAAAAAUUUAAAGAUAAAUCCUGACAACCCUCUGUACACAAUAUCUCAUGGGUAUUUAGAAAGCGGCGACAAACCGUGGAUCAUCGAAUUGGCGCAGGAACUUUUGAAACUGGAAGAUUGUACAGUGAUAGCUGUAGAUUGGGGACGUGGUUCAAGUCCACCCUAUACUCAAGCUGUGGCCAAUAUAAGACUGGUAGGAGCCAUGACUGCCCAUGUCCUAGCCGAUUUUGCGAGAUUUACAGGAGAGAAGAAAUUAGAUCAUGUGCAUUGUAUUGGCCAUUCAUUGGGGGCUCAUUUGAGCGGUUAUAUCGGAUAUACUUUGAUGAGAGAUUUUGGUUUGAAACUGGGUCGAAUAACAGGCCUAGAUCCGGCAGAGCCCCAUUUUUCGAAAACCCAGCCUCCUGUUAGACUUGAUCGAUCAGCAGCCCAUUACGUUGACAUUAUACAUACCGAUGCAAGCCAAUUUAUUCGAGGAGGAUUGGGGAUGACCGAAAGGAUAGGGCAUGUCGAUUAUUAUCCCAACGGAGGUACCGAUCAACCAGGAUGUAAUAGGGGAGUAGCUCAGUAUAUUACUGACUCAAAUGGAAGCUUCUUUGGUGGAAUAAAGAAAUUUUUGGGUUGUAACCACUUAAGGAGUCACGAGUAUUUUAUGGAAAGUAUUAGAAGUGGAUGUCCUUUUUUAACUAUUGGAUGUUCUUCAUACGAAGACUUUAAAGAUGGAAAAUGCUUUCAAUGCGGUAGAAAUAAGAACCAUUGCGUCCGCUUUGGGUAUCAUGGGAGGGAGGAUUACAAUAGAUUGAUUAAGAAGCGUAUGAUACGUCCAAAUGAGAAUUUGAUGCAGUUUUUAAUAACCGGUAGCGAAUCUCCAUUUUGCAAAUCCCAUUACAGAAUAAGAGUGGAAAUUUCGAAUUCUACAGAUAGUAAAACUCACGGUGGUGAAAUAGGACAAUUGUUUUUUACUGUGUACAGUACUCGUGAUGGUAAGGGAUCCAACAGUGGUAAAAUGGCUCUAAAUGAUGGUGGCUAUCAUGAGCCUGGGGUAAAAUACGAGGCCGUUGUUCCUGGGAACGAUAUUCCCGAUUUAAAAUCUGUAGAAGUUGAAUGGAAAUACCAUAGUAGUGUUUUCAACCCUUUAACGUGGAGAUUGUUGGCAAGCCCUAGGGUUUUUGUCGAUCAUGUUGUGAUUGACAAUUUAGAAACUAACAAAAGUAUUAUUGUCUGCUCUCGCGAAAAUCAGCCUCUAAUAUCUGGCAUUCCGCAAUUUUUCCACACCUCGUACUGCGCCCUUACGUAAUUAAAUUAUUGUAAUUUAAAUGAUAAUGAAUAUUCUGUGACCUGUUAAACCAAAGUAUUAUCAAUGCGGCUCGAGUAAAACUGUGUAUAUUAAAAAUAUAAAAUAGAAUCUAAAGAACAGAAAAAAAAUGUUACGCUUUUACUUAAUUGUAAUUUGUUU